CGAAGAAAAUACCAAAAUCAUACACUGAACAGAGCUCGAGAAGUUGACUAGCAUAGCGAGGAGGCGACAGGCGAGGAAGGUAAAACAGCGGCGGCAUGGGGUCGCCCAAGGCGGCCAGGAGCAUGGUGAAGCAGCGCAUCUGCCGUCGCCGGUUCGGCGCGCUGUUCGCUGCCGCCCUCGUCGCGGCCGUCCUCGCUGUCUUCGUCUUCUCCGACCUGUUCGCGCAGGAUCCAAACGCCUCCUCGCAGUUUAACGCCCUCCGGCCAGUGCGCGAUGCGUCGGAACCUGCAGAGACCGGGAAAUCUCCCAACAAGGAGGAUCUUGCAACGGCGACAUCUGAUCAAGAACUCGAUGCUGGAAAUUCUGUGGGCGAAGGAGGGACAGCAAAGGCAGUGCCGGCACAAGGAGAAAGAAGCACAGGAGGAUCCGGUUUAGUUCAGUACUCGAGAUGCACACCUGGAACUGGAACAACCAUCUGUGAUCUCUCCAACCAGCGCUAUGACAUCUGUGAGCUUUGUGGUGAUGCUCGCACCAUCGGCCACUCCUCUACUGUAAUUUAUGUCCCACAGUCCCGCACUUCCAAUGGCGAAGAGUGGAGCAUUCCGGCACAGUCCCGGAAAAGCCUUCCAUGGAUCAAGAAGGUGACUGUCAAAUCCCUGAACGCUUCCCAACUGGAGCCAAGUUGCACAUCCAGGCAUGCCAUACCGGCCAUUGUCUUUGCAUUGGGUGGGUUUACAGGGAAUAUCUGGCAUGAUGUCAGUGAUGUUCUUCUCCCUCUGUUUCUUACUGCCCACCAGUUUGACCGAGAUGUUCAACUACUUAUCACCAACAAUAAGCCCUGGUUCAUCAAAAAGUAUGCAGCAAUCUUUCACCGCCUCACGAAGCACCACAUUAUUGAUUUUGAUGCAGACAACCAGGUCAGGUGCUAUCCACAUGUCAUUGUUGGACUUAGGAGCCACCGGGAUCUUGGUAUUGAUCCGAACUCUACGCCACAGAACUACACGAUGGUGGAUUUCCACUUGUUUGUCCGUGAAUCCUAUGGAUUGCCUGCACCCGAAGUGGAUAUACCAUACAGGGCUGACAAAGAUGACCCUGAGAGGAAGCCCCGGAUAAUGCUCAUCGAUCGGGGCAAGACACGGAGGUUCAUGAAUGCCCCUGAUGUUUUACAAGGACUUGAUUGGUUUGGUUUCGAGGUGGUCAAGGCAGACCCGAGGAUUGACUCCAAUCUUGAUGAAUUCGUGCGCCUGGUCGACUCUUGUGAUGCAAUCAUGGGUGUUCACGGUGCGGGCUUGACUAACAUGAUGUUCCUGCGGUCAGGUGCAGUGUUGGUGCACAUUGUACCAUAUGGCAUUGAGUUCAUGGCUGAUGGAUUAUACGGCGCACCUGCAAGGGACAUGGGCCUGAGACACGUGCAGUACAGCAUCAGUCCGGAUGAGAGCACGUUACUGGAGAAGUAUGGUUGGAACCAUACGGUAAUCAAAGAUCCAGAAGCCAUCAGGAAAAGUGGAUGGGAGAAGGUUGGGGAGUUCUAUAUGUCCGCACAGGACAUCGUGCUCAACAUGACAAGGUUUGGGUCUAGCUUGCUGAAGGCAAUAGAGUUCAUUAUGUAGGUGCAUGAGGCGAGGUUUCUGUCAGCUAUGGAGUCUCUUCAUUUUUCGCAGAAAGAAAAGGUAGCAAAUUUACACUUUGUGUUUAUAGGGUUUAUUAGUGUUCUUCUCGUGGUGCUUCUGUAUAGAAUUGAAAAUGUAUGAUUCGAUUGACAAUUCUGUGGAUGUUACAGAAAAGAUGAUAUAAGGCAGUGUUCAGUUUUAAUCUUGCCUCCA
Molecule: messenger RNA, 1823 nt
Organism: Setaria italica (foxtail millet)
Lineage: Eukaryota; Viridiplantae; Streptophyta; Magnoliopsida; Poales; Poaceae
Product: protein O-linked-mannose beta-1,4-N-acetylglucosaminyltransferase 2
Exons: 5
Coding region: 96-1610 (504 amino acids)
Molecular function (GO): glycosyltransferase activity
Source: RefSeq, a predicted model, not a curated record